This is a messenger RNA of Antechinus flavipes (yellow-footed antechinus), 1254 nucleotides long. It is a transcript of the gene MS4A1, whose product is annotated as membrane spanning 4-domains A1. Gene Ontology annotation, biological process: cell surface receptor signaling pathway. Gene Ontology annotation, cellular component: external side of plasma membrane; plasma membrane. The coding region runs from base 186 to 1049 and encodes 287 amino acids. The transcript is spliced from 7 exons. Lineage: Eukaryota; Metazoa; Chordata; Mammalia; Dasyuromorphia; Dasyuridae. The record is from RefSeq and is a predicted model, not a curated record.
GAUAGUCUAUAGCUGGGUAUUUCCUGCCACCUGCUUGGGUUCAAUCUAAUCUAGUCAAGGCCUUCCCCAUUCACCCUCACACCUACUUGCAGAAGGCUGGCUGACUACAGGUUCUUUUCUCUGGCUGCUCAGACCCCACCAACUGGACCACCCCUACAGGACCUUACAGGAUCUCUGAGAACAAAAUGAUGACUCCAAGAAAUUCGGUCAGUGGGACUUUCCUGACAGAUUCCACAAAGGGCCCCAGCACCGGACAGCCAGGCCAAAGGAUGGGCCUCCAGAGAGGGUCCCAAUUACAAAGUCCUACCUUGGAAAGUUUCUUCAGGAGAGAGUCCAGAGCUCUUGGGGCUGUCCAGAUCAUGAUUGGCUUGUUCCACUUUGGACUAGGGGGGAUUCUACUGAUGGUGCCCAUGGGCACAUAUUCCGCCAUCAAUGUGACGGUGUGGUACCCUGUCUGGGGAGGCAUUAUUUACAUCACCUCUGGAUCAUUCUUGGUGGCUGCAAAGAAAACUUCCAGAACUUGCCUGGUCAACACAAAGCUAGGAAUGAACACGAUAAGCCUGUUCUCAUCCAUCUCCGGAAUGAUUCUUCUGAUCAUGGACAUAUUUAAUCUCACCGUUUCUCAUUUUCUAAAACUGCAAAGUCUGAAUCUGGGACAAACAGUCAAAUCAAAUGUCAAUAUAUACAGCUGUGAGCAAAGUGAGGCAUCCGAGCAAAACUCUUUGGUGGAGCAGUACUGCUUCACUGUGAAGUCCUUCUUUUUGGGAAUUUUGGCCAUCAUGCUGAUUUUCACUUUUCUCCAGAACUUAUUGGUAGUGUGCAUCACAGAGGAUGAAUGGAAGAAUCUGUGCUCCAGUGCCCAGACAAGUGUGCUUCUCCUGUCUGCGGAAGACAGGAAGGAGCAAGCAGUCCAUCUCACUGUGGUACCCUCCCAACCAAAGGCUGAGGAAGAGGUGGAAAAUCUCCCUGCUCAAGAAGAAGACAAAGAAACAAAUUUCCCAACCCCACCCCAGGAAGGCUCACCCAUUGAGGAUGACAGCUGCCCCUGAGCAGAGCUGUCUGGUUCUCCCUUUCUCCUCCACGUCUGAACCUCUCCCUGUGCUUCCUCUAGCUUUCAUAUCUAUGUGGAGGAACUCAAAAGCUUUUCCAUUUCCCAGUAGGUAGUAAAGUGUAGCAAAACCUACCUUUGAAUUCUUAAAGAAAGACAACAGGUAGGGGAAUAAACUUUUUGAACCUUUAUCCCACUAAAGCAAA